Molecule: messenger RNA, 2878 nt
Organism: Amaranthus tricolor (Joseph's coat)
Lineage: Eukaryota; Viridiplantae; Streptophyta; Magnoliopsida; Caryophyllales; Amaranthaceae
Exons: 10
Coding region: 271-2742 (823 amino acids)
Molecular function (GO): protein binding
Source: RefSeq, a predicted model, not a curated record
AAGACUUCCUAAAAUUAGUCUUCAUGUGGUUGGAAAAACAAAUUCAAAACCCUUGAAACUCUUGUUCUCUAGUUUCUCCCCCAAAAAACUUCCAUCUCCCUCUUUUUUUCUCUCUCAGAUUUCAACCUUCAUUCACGCCUCUAAUGCAAACCCUAAUUUCUAGCUUCCAUAUUUCUUUGUCUUAGGGUUUGACUGUUCUUCGUCCUUUCUUACAACAUUAUUUUAGGGAUUUUUUUUGCGUUUUUUUUUCUGUUUUAAUCUCAAAAAAAGAUGGUUGCUUUGAAGAGUGAAGGUGGGACUCAAACUUUUACAGCUAAAGUUAGAGAAAUUAUUCAAUCCAUCAAAGAAAUUGUGGGUAAUCAUCCUGAUUCUGAAAUAUACAGUAUCCUUCAAGAAAGUAAUAUGGACCCCAAUGAAACUGCUCAGAAACUCCUUAAUCAAGAUCCCUUUCACGAAGUGAAGAGGAGACGAGAUAAGAAAAAAGAGAAUGUAGAUUACACCAAUCACUUUGAGCAGAGGAAUCAUGCUGAGAAUAUAGGUCAAAGGUUGAAACCAUAUGCUUCUGAUCGCAAUGUUCGCAGAGGGAGUUACAAAAGGAGUUCUGUACAUGAUUCUGGAAUAAGUCGGGAGUUUCGUGUUGUGCGAGACAACAGAGUUAAUCAGAAUUCUGAUAGAGAAGCUAAGUCUUCGACUCACGUAUCAUCAUUGGACAAUGUUCAGCGGCUGAAUGAUAUUUCUGAGAAGAGUUCAUCUGUGGCUUCUAACAACCAAAGACAUUGGGGCAGUCGAUCUUAUCAAAAGCCUAAUGGGGUGCGUAAUUUUCGACCUAAAGUGGCUCGGGACUCUCAUUCUGAUGCUCGAAAUGGUUAUUAUGAGAAGAAAUCAGCUGUUAUGGGCUCUGAAUCACAGGACACCGUGACGAAGCCAAACAACUUGCACUCCCAAGCUGGUAGCAAUGUAUCUUCCAAUGCUGUAGGUGUUUACGCGUCUGCUUCAGAUCCAGUGCAUGUUCCUUCUCCUGAUUCUAGAUCUCCAGCGGCUAUCAGUGUUAUAAGGCGUGAGGUUGGGGUUGUUGGCAGUCGUCGACAGCCUUCAGAUAGUAGUUCAAAGCAGUCUCUACAGCAAGGUUCAAUUAAUAAUCCACUAUUGAGUAGCCCAUCUAAAACAGAAUCUUUUCAGCAGACAUGUGUUGUCUCUCGAAAUGAUUUAGCUCAUGCCACUGCUGUAGAAUCUGCUGUGGUCAGUUCUACUGGAAGCAGAUCAAGCAGUCACUUUGGUACUAGAAUGCAUCAGCAAUCUGUUACUCAUCAGAAAGGUGCCUUGCCUGGUAAAGAAUGGAAGCCAAAGACAAACCAGAAAGCCAGUGUUUCAAGUCCAGGUGUAAUUGGAUCACCUGUGAAAUCUGUUUCCCAACAGGUUGAUAAUUCUAAGAAUGAUGAGAGAGAAGUAGAUCAGUUAAAGGAUAAGCUCUCGCAAGUAAAGAUCCAGGAUAGUCGAAACGUCAUCAUAGCCAAGCACAUUCGGGUUCCUGAGAAUGACCGUUGUAGGCUGACAUUUGGAACUUUUGGUGUAGAAUCAGAUGACAUUGAGAACCCUGAUUCCAAUUUUGAAGCAGUUGAUGACAUUGACGAAUCGAUGGCACAAUCUCAUAGCAACCUGCAAACAAGCUCUGUUGAAGAUCAAGUUCACAAUUCUGAAUCUAGUAGUCCAUCAGGUGGAUCAUCGGAAAAUCAGUCGCCUGAAAAAAAGGAUUCAUGUGGAAUUUCCAGCACAGAUGAGUUCAGUGAUAUGGGUUUGGUCCACAACAGUCCAACUCUGGCUGCUUCAAAGUCACAACAGCAACAGGAGGCUGCUGAACUACCCAACUUUUCCGCAUAUGAUCAGCAAGCAGUUUAUGACAUAUCAUACUUUAGGCCUUCUAUUGAUGAUGCCGUACGCGGAUCUGGUCUGCCGUCUCCCCAGGAGGUUAUAUCUUCACAAGCUGCCAACAAUGUCGUCACAUCUUCUGUAGGAAUAAUGCAGCAGCAGCAGACUCCUAUGGCUCAGAUGUAUCCGCCAGUCCAUGUUUCACAUUACGCCAUGCAAUAUCGGCAGUUAAUUCCUCCAGUCUAUGUUCCUCCAAUGGUUCCUGGGUUUUCCGGUAACCCGGGCUAUCCUCACCUCUCUAAUGGAAGUAGUUAUGUUUUGAUGCCCGGUGGUAGUUCCCAUCUCCCAGCAAACAGUCUCAAGUACGGAGUUCAACAGUUUAAACCUUUCCCUGUUGGUAGUCCUGCUGGCUUUGGCAAUUUGGCAAAUCCUUCUGGUUAUGCCAUCAAUGCUCCUGGAGUGGUUGGUGGACCUACAAGCCUUGAUGAUUCAUCCCGUCUCAAGUACAAAGAUAAUAAUCUUUACAUUCCAAAUCCACAGGCCGAAACUUCAGAAGUUUGGAUUCAAAACCACCGGGAAAUCCCCGGGAUGCAAUCAACUCCAUAUUUCAACAUGCAAGGGCAAACAGCCCACCCUGCUGCCUAUUUACAGUCACACACAGGUCAUGCCUCUUUCAAUGGUUCAGGAGUAACACCAUCAUCCCAAAUGCAAUUUACGGGAAUGUAUCCUCCUCAACCUGCUGGAAUGCCGAAUGCUCAUCAUAUGGCGAGUGGUAACAUUGGAGUUGGUGUCGCUCCACCAACUCCCGGUGCACAAGUCGGCACCUACCAGCAGCCUCAACUCAGUCAUCAUCUCAAUUGGACAGCAAACUUCUAAGAAACUAAUCCAUAUCCAAUAUCCAUGCUUGCUACUGUUGCGAAUGGAUUAUUUAGGUACAGGUUCCCAAUUUUCUUGUUAUAUUAUGACACCCAACUCUUCAAUUUUUAUUUAAUAGAAUAUAUGGUGUUCAUCU